Paramacrobiotus metropolitanus is the source of this 1943-nucleotide messenger RNA. RefSeq lists its product as uncharacterized. The record is from RefSeq and is a predicted model, not a curated record. Lineage: Eukaryota; Metazoa; Tardigrada; Eutardigrada; Parachela; Macrobiotidae. Bases 409 to 1779 code for a protein of 456 amino acids. The transcript is spliced from 5 exons.
UCCUUUGCAAUUAAAACUUCAUCUUCAAAAUAUCCUUUGCUAUCGAACUUUGCCGGUAACGAAAUUUGCUCACAACGUCUUCUUGGUAAGAUCCACAAUGUCACAGCAUGUUGUUCUUUGUGUGUGAUGUGUCUAAUGGGAAUCACCAAGUCUAAUAGGACGAUCUAACAUACAGGCAUAUAACAGCUGUCAAAAUGCGUUUGCUGCAGACCGAGUCCUCUUAAUCAAACUCCAUCUGGAGCGUAGGGAUGCGAAAUAGUUAGCAUCUCACGAGGAUUCAGUUCAACCGAACACUCAUCGCUUUUGUUUGCGCAAGGCAGAAACAGAGUGCCAAGCAACUACACCUUGUUGCAUGUUGACAACUACAUAAGCGGUUCCAGAUAAUUAUAUCAAUGCGUAUACUGCCGUAUGGAUAACAUUCAGACGCACAUGGAAGCCGAUUGUGGGGAAUACUAUCGUAUAUGCAAUCAUCUUGCCAAUGGAGUUGUGGCUGAUCAUGAGCUGGAUGAUGUUCUAACGGUCAGCGUCAAUGAAAACGCCCCUUAUAGCUACGAAUCACCGCCGGGGUCGCUGUGUUUCUGCGGUUUCGCCAUUACUGUCUUAAAGGAUCUAGCGUCUGAAGUCGGUCUAAGGCUAUUCCUGAUACCUGAUCGAAACCGACCAGAAUUUAACACCUCUGAAAUCGGUGCGCCUGUCGACGUGGCACAAGGACGUGCCGAUAUUAGUGUUUGUCCGUUCACAUUCCCCCCGCUGCGUAUUUUGGAAUACGAUGUCAUCCCCCUGCAUUUUAUGCGUAAAUACCAUGUCGGGGUACACAAGUUUCAUAUUGUACAUAGUGAUGCGGUCUCGGUUUUGGAGGGUUUGGCCUACAGCUUUUCUCUGUCCACCUGGAUGGGAAUUGGGAUAAUAUCUAUGCUAUUCUAUGUUAUGCUUUCUGGGGAUAAAUUUCUGACUUACCGUACUAGGCGGAGUUCUUCAUUCUGCUACAAAAUAUUGGUGUCAUGCAGCGAAGCGCUGUAUGACCUUUUCUGUGUUGCCUUUAGUGGAGAUUUCCAUAUGACCGGGACUACUGUCCUAACAUAUCGCAUUCUGCAGCUGAUUUAUGUGCCAUGGACUAUGCUCAUGUUUGCCAUCAUAACAACAUCAUUAACCGCAACACUCAGCGUCAGUACAUUUACGUUUCCCUUCCGUAGAGCAGAAGAAAUGUUUCAUUCGGACUUCAAGUUGCUCGCUCGCGAACAGCCACCGGAUCAAUCCUCCGAAAGUAUCAUCGCGGAAACAUGGAGAGAUAAGACUGUUUUUAUACCAUACUCUCUCCCCGAUUCCACCUUAAUAAACGGUGCUAUCAACACGUCCCAGCAAACGGCAAUACUGUGCCCAUUUGAUGAAAUUCCAACUUGCACCAACAACGGCAUCGUUCCGGUGUUCUCAUGGGGCGUCUCGCGCUGGGUCUCAAUACUCCAGAGCAAGAAGGAUCAACCGUUCAUGGGAGGGAUGAAGCAGAAGAUGCUAAUGCUGCUGCAAACCGGAAUUCCAAAGCAUCUAAUGGAAAUUCACAAGAUUUUUACAUAUAAGAAUAAAGUCAAUGCGCAAUCGUUAAGCUUUGCGGGGGCUUCGGUACAUCUAAGGAGCGUGUUUGCCGAGCGUCCUCUGACGGUGCGAAAACUGGAAAAGACAUGGACAGGUUUUCUUUUUUUAAUCUCUCUAACUGUAAUAAUAUUUCUGUUUGAAGUUUGCCUAAAAUAUUACAUAUUUCAAGUAUACUCGCAUCAAAACUGACUUGCCAAUUAACACCUGCACCCUUGAUUUACCAUUGCUUAAUUAUCAUUUCCGUUAAUUUAUGGUAUGCAUAGAUACCUUAUAGUACUUUGUAUACAAAAGACUGUACUUAUUAAGUGCAAAAGCUUAAAAUUUCAAACUCAGUAUUAAAGAUCCGAAAGUUA